Molecule: messenger RNA, 2673 nt
Organism: Hemibagrus wyckioides
Lineage: Eukaryota; Metazoa; Chordata; Actinopteri; Siluriformes; Bagridae
Gene: lsm12a
Product: LSM12 homolog a
Exons: 5
Coding region: 34-618 (194 amino acids)
Source: RefSeq, a predicted model, not a curated record
UGAGCUCCGGGCUGCUUUCGUUUGGCGGAGAAGAUGGCGGCUCCGGGACCGGGGGAGUAUUUCAGCAUCGGGAGCCAUGUCGCCUGCCUCACCUGCCUGGGACAGCGCUUACAGGGAGAGGUCGUGGCUUUCGAUUAUCAGACCAAGAUGCUGACUCUGAAAUGCCCCUCAUCUAGUGGGAAGUCCCAUCUUAACGACGUCAUCCUGGUUAAUUUAGCCUACGUGUCUAAAGUGGACACCAUCAAUGAGCGCAGCGAGACUCCGCCCCCUUUAGCGUCUCUCAAUUUCAGCAAGCUGGCCAGCAGAGCUCGGGCGGAAAAAGAAGACAAGUUGUCUCAGGCGUACGCGGUCAGCGCCGGAGUCUCAGUGGAGGGCCAGCAGCUGUUCCAGACCAUUCACAAAACCAUCAAAGACUGUAAGUGGCAGGAGAAGAACAUCGUGGUGAUGGACGAUGUGGUCAUCACGCCGCCGUACCGAGCUGACAACUGCAGAGGCAAAGAGGGCAGUGCGUUAGGACACGUACGCAAGAUAGUGGAGAAACACUUCCGUGACAUGGACCAGAAGUCUGUGCAGCGCUCACAAGCACAGCAAACACAGAAGGACUCGGUCUUGGCGUGAGCACCGCCAACACUGCAUUAUUAUUUUUUUCUUUUUGUUCGUUUUGGGGUUUUAUUUUGUAAUCUGCCUCGAGGCUGAGGCCGAGCUCGAGGUAACCACCUCCUUCGUCUUCGCCGGCACGAGCGAUCUACACGGAGAACAACAACAAAAAAAAAAACGGCCAAAUCAACAGAAUAGAAGAAUAGUUUUAGAAAAUAUUUAAAUUAACGACAGAUUUUUUUGUUUUGUUUUCUUUUAAAUAAAUCUUCCCCACAUUCACAAAAUUGCCAAGAAGACUGAACACCAGGAGAACAUCAGGCUCUCGGUUCAUUUUUUUUUAAAUUUUUUGGUGACUUGAAAGGUACUGGAGAGAAGAAGGCUGAAAGACUUCACCAUUACUGGUGUCGAAAAUUGCGUUUUUUAAAUAUUAUUUUUAUUAUUAUUAUUAUUAUUAUUGAAAUGAUGCAAGCGAGAUUUCCAGUGCGUGCAUUCACACUGUAGUGACCCCGGGCUUUAUUUCAACCUUCCUCCGAUUUCUUUUUAGUGUAGAAGCCGAACAAACAUCUGGCAUAAAGGAUGCAAGGUCGUUCACAGCAGUCGAGAGCCGCCGCUCCGCCGUAGCGCGAGGUCAGAUGUGUGUAGAGAGCCGAAACAGUCAUGCAUGAAGUUUGUUCAUCUUCGCAGGCGAUCUGUAGGUUAGAUAGAACGGCAGAAUUGAGCUAGCCGCAAACUGCUUGUGUAACCAUGGCAACCGGCAGUGAAGUUAAGAUGGUGCCGCCCACUGGUGCUCCACGCACUUCAGCGACGAUAAACACACACGGGUUUCAGUCAUGCCGAUUCUUUUUCCGCAGUGUGAAUGUACCACCUGACCGUGUUGUCCAAUCAGAGCCCAGUUUCUGAACCUCAUCAUCAUGAUCAUCCUGAAGGAAAUCUCCCCCCUGAAAAUAUCUGCUGAUCGGCUGGCUGCUGCUGUAUAAAGCCAACAGUUGUGUGUGGCUCAGAUGUCACAGGGGGCAUGUCGUUAUAUCUAACCCGGCUACCAUGACGUUUAAUAGAAGAAAAGAUCUCGAGAAGAAGGGAUGAAGAUCACGUUUAGCUCCUAAAUGCACAGGAAAACCAACGAGAGCACUUCUCUAGCUCACCGUUUUUCAGCAGAUUACAUGAAAUCCAGUGCAGAAGUAGUGGAGAUGUUCAUGCAAACGCUGGACUCGGAGUCCCAGGAUGCACUGCAACUAUACGGCGCAGCCGAGACUGCGAGAUGAUGAGGGAGAUGGAGUCGAUGGUGUUAUUGGUGUGAAAGGCAUUGUGGGUAAUUUAGGAAAACCAAUAAUGAGAGUUUAAAGAUCAUAUCCUGUGAAAGAAGUCUGAAGUAAAAAGUCCAGCUCAUGUGGUGUCAGUCAGGGUGGAGUUUUCUCUUCAUCAUCUUCAUCAUUGUGUUGUGAUCAUUUUGGAAAACUCCGCCUCAGAGAGAGACGGCACUCGAUCCCACUUGGGCUUCGGAACCUUUGCAGAUCAGGUCGGACUUCAUCCUGUCGUUUCUCAAACCAACCAACGCUCAGUACCUGGCCCAGGUGUGUCAGGAGUUUGUGGGCAUGUCCACACCUUUUUCUUCUUCUUCUUCCUUUUUUUUUUUUAACCUCCAAUAUCUGGUGCUGGACACGGGUCAUCUCUUGUGUUUGGGCUGCUUGAAACAAAGGAGCGGAAAUCCAAGUUUACGUGUGAAAACUCUAAACUGGCAGCGAACUCGGCCGGUGGAGAAACGCUAAACUCCGCGAGGAGCCUCCUCCAUCUUGAUAAGAACUUUUAUUAUUAUUAUUAUUAUUAUUAUUAUUAUUAUUAUAGUUUUUUUCUAACACCUCAUUGUGAACGAAGGCUGUGUCUCUUCACUCCUGUCCAGCAGAAAGCCUCAGUGAUGCAUUUUAACAGCAGUGUUCAUGCAGGACCCUCGUGUGGUCACUCGUUCAGAUGUGGGAAGGAAUUUUUUACAUUUUUUUUUUUGCAGUUAUGUUCUCACCUCCCAAGACUGUGAACUGGAAAUUCUUCAUAACCUCUUUCAGAAAAAAGUCAAAUGUGACA